AUGAAGGAAUAUAGAAAAUCAAGCUUUAUGAUGGAAAGCUCAAGAAAUAAUAAAAUAGAUUUAGUUUCUGAAUAGUCCAGGUAUGAAGAAGAUGAAGAAUUCGAUGAUGAUUUUAGUCCUAGCGAAAAGUUAAAUAGGAAAACAGGUAAACCAUACAGUGGUUAAAACCCAUUUUCAAAAUUGAACUUCCAAACUAAAUAUACUGAUUAAGAUACUGACUCUAAUAUUUAAAAAAUUCAUAAGACUCCCCUUAUUUUUAAGGAAGCAAAAUUUGUAAUGAAGCCAUUAGAUUAAUUUUUAGAGGAACAACAAAAAGAUAAAAUGAGCAAUAGUUUGAAAUUAAAUUUUAAUAGCACUCUUGGAAAGGAUAAAGGGGCUCUGUCUAAGAAUGGUUCUCAUCAUAUACCUCUUGGUUUUGGAAAAUAAACCCAAAGUUUAAGUAGCAUCAAUUCAACCAAAAUAAAGUAGAUAUUUGAUUUGUCACCUACAAAGCAGAAAUCAUCACACUCAUAGAAGAAUGAAAAUAACUUUGCAGCUUAAUCAGCUACAAUACCCACAAUUACAAAAACAGAUUCAUCAACUAUAGAGGAAAAGGAAAGUCCUAAAAUAAAAAAUAUAUUUAAUGAUAAUAUCGAUUUAAAAUCAAGUAAUGUGACACCUUUAUUUGAUACAGGACCUAGGUAUGAUUAAAAUAAAAAUUUACUUUCUUAUUCUAUAGUUGGAAAACCUGAGUGGUACUAAAAAAUAGACUAAUAAAAAAAUGGGAGUAAAUUAACUCACAUGAAUAUGAAAAAUAUCCCCUAGAAUCGUAAUGCUUCAGGUUUGAAAUAACAAAAUUUUGAUAUGAAGUCUGUUUUGUCUAAAGCUAGAAAAACGAAUAGAGUAAGUGGGGAUGGUGGAAGUACUGAAAAAAAUGGUAAGUCUCAAACAGUAACAAAAGAUCAUUUGUUGAUGAAGUAUAACGAGAUAGAAAAUAGAGUUCUGUAGAACUAGUAAAAAUAAUAUGAUGAAUAAAGCAGCAUGAGAUUUUAAGAGCGCUUAGACGAGACAAGAUAAUUAAGAAGUUUGAACAAUUAUGACACCUAAAGAGAGAAAUGGCUAACCACAGCACAAACUUUAAUUGCAAAGUAGGAUCCAUCCCAAGCUUUACUAGGUAAAGGUGCUUUAGCAUAAAAAAGCUAUAAAAAGUAUAAAAAUUAUACGAGGUAGAAUAUUGAAGAUACUCUACUUAUGAGAAGUGAAGAUACUUAUAGAGCAAAAAAAGAGUAGGGAGAAUAUUUAGAACACUUAAAGGAUCCAUUCGAGUAUUUAGGGUAGAAAAACUUGUGGGAAGGUAUGCUUAGAAAUGAUGCCAUUGAUAUCACUACAAAAUAUUCUCAAAGAAAGAGAUUAGAUGAUUAUUUUUUCUCCAAAUCAAAUGAUAAUUAGUAAAAGUAAUUAUAAUCUCAUAAUAACUUAGAAUAAUAAACAGAAGAAACUCUACAUUUAAAUAAUAAUUAAAAUUAAGUAAAUGAAGAAUAAAAUCAACAUCUAUUUUAAAAGUAAAAAACUAUUUAGAGCCAUAGGAGAAAUACUAGUUUAAAAGGGUUGUUAAAUGAUAAUUAAUAAAAUAAAUAAAAUGAUUAGUUCUUUACUAAGAGCAUUCUUAAAACUUAAGGCCUACCUCGAUCUACUAAGGUUGAUUUAACUUUUAGGAAAUCUGAUUAUACAGUUAGAGAAUUAAGUUAUACUCAUGGUGUGAGAAUAUAGACAGCCUUAAAUCAUGAAAAUUUGGAAAUGAUCAGGACUCCAAGAUGUUUAUUUGAUACAAAUACUUCUACUCAAAAUAACACUCUUAAAAAUCUUACAUUCAAGGACUCGGAUAAGUCUGGCUUUCACUCUUCAAGGGGAUUAACAAAAACUUUUAAUAUAAGCAACUACUUUUUAGAAAAAGAAAAGGAAUAAACCUCUAAAUAUGGCUCGAUCAUGAAAUAGCCUUAUUUAGACUAUUUUACAUAAUCAGAAGCAGAUUAUUUGGCAAUUCAUGGUGAAAGUAAGUUGCACAUAGAAAAAAAUUCAUUAUUAAAUGAUGGUAAAUAAAGAUCUGAAGCAUACUAGCUUAUUAACUUAGACCUAUUGAAACCAAAAAAAGAUACUGAUUAGAGUCCUGUAGAAAAUCUUUAGCUUUAAAAAAAUUAGUCCAGCCAGCAAAGACCUAAUUCGACUGAUUAAAGUAAAUAGUUGUAGAAUCAUAGUUUUGUUAAGCAGUCGAACAUUUCUAGAAUGAUGCUACUCUAGUAGAGUUAGGGGUCAUAAGAUUAGAAAUCUCAUUUUGAAAAGCAGCCAUCAUAAAAGGAAGGUGAUUCCUAAAAAAAUAAUUUAAAGACAUAGCUCAGUAAUGAUAAUAAGUCAUAAUUUAAAAAGUGA
Messenger RNA from Tetrahymena thermophila SB210, 2406 nucleotides. RefSeq lists its product as hypothetical. The transcript has 3 exons. Lineage: Eukaryota; Ciliophora; Oligohymenophorea; Hymenostomatida; Tetrahymenidae. The record is from RefSeq and is a predicted model, not a curated record.